Molecule: messenger RNA, 912 nt
Organism: Esox lucius (northern pike)
Lineage: Eukaryota; Metazoa; Chordata; Actinopteri; Esociformes; Esocidae
Product: TOG array regulator of axonemal microtubules protein 1
Exons: 4
Coding region: 259-912 (217 amino acids)
Biological process (GO): microtubule cytoskeleton organization
Cellular component (GO): cytoplasmic microtubule; cilium
Molecular function (GO): microtubule binding
Source: RefSeq, a predicted model, not a curated record
UAGACUUAGAAGGGGGGUAAUAUGGAGAUUUGGAAUCCCCCCCAUGCAUUUUAAUGACAUUACAGAGUUCCACUUACUGUUUUACUGCAUCUGAAUAGAACAUUUCAUGUCAUAAUGGGCGAGGAUGUGCCAGUGUUAAAGGCAUAGAGAUAUGUAUAUAUAUGAAUGUAUAAAUCAAGAAAAUUAGAUUAGACAGUAUAGAGAAAUACAAUAGAUAUACACUGUCAACCCUUAGACAAGAAGGUAGCCAGUGAACCUAUGAGCCAUAUAGUGGAGAUUAAAGACCAGGCCAGAUUGCAGCCACUGGACAACCCAGAGCAGGCCCUGGAUAAGACCUUGAAACUGCUCAGCUCUGACUCAGUUGACUGGGAGAAGAAGAUUGAAGGCUUGACCAGUCUCCGUUCAAUGGCUCAGAACCACAAAGAACUGCUGAUGCCAAGACUGCAUGAUGUCUGCCUGGCAGUUAUAGACGAGGUGAAGAACCUGCGCUCUGCAGUGUCCCGUGCUGCCAUGGUAACACUGGGUGACAUGUACGUCCACCUUCAGAGGGCCAUGGACUGUGAGGUGGUGGUGACUGGACGCGUGCUGCUGCACUUGGCUAGCUAUGCCAAUGCCUUCAUUCGCCAGGGGUGCGAACACCGCCCUGCGUCACAUGGUGCAGUCCUGCAGCCCUACACGCGUCUUGAAGGCCCUGCUCGCCGGCGGGCUGAGUACUGUUUGUCCCUCCUCAGCCACCAUAAUGCUGCGGUGAGGGGCAGUGCUGCUGAGCACCUGAAGAGUCUGGUCGAGGUCAUGGGGGCAGCUCACAUUCUUUCAGGGAAGAAAGACCUCACUAUCCACUUCCUGAUUGCUGUCAGCAAACUAGCUGUGGACCCCGCACAGUAUGUCAGGUCAGAAACUAACUACUCCUAA